UGACGCUGUGUGCGUGAUCACCCCUGCCGUUUCUGCAGCUUUUUCCCUCCCCCGCUCUCUCUCACCCACUUCUUCUUCUUCCCCACGCCUCCCCUCCGCCUGCUAAACCUCGGCCGCCGCGCCGUCCGGCCGUACCGGUCACAGCCCGAACCCCCGGAGGCGUCUCCCCGUGCUCCCGCGCCAAUGUGGCCUACGUGGGACGUCCCGCGCUCUCCUGGAGACCAGCCCGUCCGCCCGCUCCUCGCCGCGCCGCCCGGCGAUCGCCACGCGCGGCCCGGGCCCGCGCGCUCGUGGGCCGACGAAGCCGACGCCGCCGACGACGACCCCCCGCUCCCGCCGCCCCCGCCGCUCGGCUCCUCCCGCCCCGUGCGCCUCGUCGACGCCCUCGCCUCCCGCUCCGAGGACCCCGCGCAGGCCCAGGCGCAGGCGCUCCCUCCCCCUCCCCCGCUCGGCUCCUCCCGCCCCGAGCGCGUCGCCGGCUACCGCAUGGACGCCGACUCGCCGCGCAGCGAUGGGAGGAGCUCCAGCCCCGGAGGCGGCCAGGGCGCGCGGCGCCGCUCGCGCUCGCCACGCCAACGCGGGAAGCCGUCGCCGGAGCGCGUGCACGUGCCGCUCCCGCCACCUCCCCCCGUCGGCUCCUCCCGCCCCGUGCGCGUCACCUACCGCUUGGAGAGCGACUCGUCGCGCUCCUCCAGGAGCUCCAGCCCCGCAGAAAUCAUGGGCCCGCCGCGGCGGAGGUCGCCUUCGCGAUCAAACGACGGGAAGAGGCGGCGCAGCUCCCCGCCGAGGAGGUCGCCGUCUCCCGACCCGCCCAAGCGGCCUCGAAGGGACGAUGGGGCUGGCCGACGCAGCCCACCGCGCGGCGGGAGGUACGAGCGCGGCGGAGACGGUGGCAAGCUCGCCGGGCAUCGCGCUCCAGAUGGGCCUAACUCUGGCUAUGGUGCUUCCAGUAAGGUUCAAGAUAUAACCCAAAGAAAAGGAUUAAUGACGUACAAACAGUUUAUCCUAGCUCUUGAAGAUGAUGUUUCACCAGCUGAAGCUGAGAGCAGGUACCAUGAAUACAAGACAGCAUACAUUACUACACAGAAACAUGCAUAUUUUGAUCUCCAUAAGGGUGAUACUAGGUUGAAAGAGAAGUACCACCCGACAAGCUUAUUAUCUGUUAUUGAAAGGAGGAAUGAGUUUUGUAAGGCUGCAGCGAAGAGUUUAAUUCUUGAUUUGCGAAGUGGAACUUUGGACCUUGGUCCUGGAAUGACUGCUGAUGGAUCAAGCAAAUCAGGGAAUGUCAACUAUGGAAGCUCUGGGAAUGGUGAAGAUUAUGGUAACAAGAGAAGAAAGAAUGGAAGAGGUCCCCCAAAAGAACCUGGACCACUUUCAACUGCUCCGAAAGCUCAUCCGGUCAGUUCGAAGUAUCGACGAGUUCAAGCUGACAUAGAUCAAACUCUAGCUUUAGUGCGAAAGCUUGACACUGAAAAGGGUAUUGUUGGAAACAUUCUGUCAAUUGGUGGUGAUCAUGGCAAGCCAGAUGAUGACAGAUCACAUGUUGGAUCCGCAGGGCCUUUAGUCAUUAUCCGGGGCUUAACUACUGUCAAGGGCCUUGAAGGUGUUGAGCUCCUUGACACUCUCCUUACCUACUUAUGGCGUGUCCAUGGUGUUGAUUACUAUGGCAUGUCUGAGAGGAGAAACGCAAAUGGUUUUCGUCAUGUGAGAGCUGACAACAAAAUUGCCGAUGGGUUUAACAUCAGUGCUGCUGAUUGGGAGAAAAAACUGGAUUCCUUCUGGCACGAAAGACUGGUGAAUGGUGAUGAUCCUCUAGUUGUAUUGACAGCCAAGGACAAAAUUGAUGCAGCAACUGUUGAAGCUCUGGCACCUUAUGUCAAGAAAAUUAUGGAUGAGAAUUAUGGCUAUAAGUAUGGGUGUGGAGCCAUGGGGUGUGCAAAAGUUUUCCAUGCUCCUGAGUUCGUUCACAAGCAUCUAAAGCUCAAGCAUCCUGACUUGGUCUCUGUGUUAACUUUGAAUGUCCAAGAUGAUAUCUAUUUCCAAAAUUACAUGAAUGAUCCAAAUGCCCCAGGUGGAAAGCCAGUUAUGCAGCAAUCUGAACAAGACAGCGGCAGAAUGAGAAGAAUACCAGAUGAAGGCGCUUUUGAUAAGCAGGGUUCAGAUGCCCCACUUAUCCCUGACGCCCCUCCAACAGUACUAGUCCCUCUGCCUGGUGCUGGCCCAUUGGGACCAUUUGUUCCUAUAACACCAGAUAUGGCCGUUCAAAUGAUGCGAGAGCAAAGACCUCCAAGACCGAAUGGUGCUCAGCGUAAGAAGAAACCUUUGAUGCCUGAACCAAUGAUGCCCAUGUAUCCGCAUUUUCCGCUUGAUCCUCGUCCUUUGCGAAGGUACAAUGAUCUUGAUGCUCCUGAGGAAGAAGUCACUGCCAUUGACUACAGAAGCGUGUAGGGCGUCUCCAUUUACCCACUCUAAUCCGCUGAUGACCCACAUAGCGAAUGUGCUCCAGCAAAUUACUCGCUGUUGCCGUGGCAAUGGCAACGACAGACAGGGACUGGGAUUUUGUGAAGUCCUGGCGGACGUAUGAUGCCUCGUCAUUUUCUGCAACACCCCCGCUCAAAAUAGCAAGUAUUUUAAUGAGAUUUGUCACCGUGCUUGUUGGAAUGCACCGAAUCAGAAGCUGGAAAAUCAGUAUGAUCCAUCCGACCGCUCGUAUUCACAGUUGGAGUACGGAGAACUUCUAUGUUUGUUUGUACUUUGUAGGCAUGUGUUUGUGGUU
Molecule: messenger RNA, 2776 nt
Organism: Aegilops tauschii subsp. strangulata
Lineage: Eukaryota; Viridiplantae; Streptophyta; Magnoliopsida; Poales; Poaceae
Product: serrate RNA effector molecule
Biological process (GO): mRNA processing; primary miRNA processing
Cellular component (GO): nuclear body
Source: RefSeq, a predicted model, not a curated record